This is a messenger RNA of Phialemonium atrogriseum, 1145 nucleotides long. RefSeq lists its product as uncharacterized. NCBI's taxonomy places the organism in Eukaryota, Fungi, Ascomycota, Sordariomycetes, Cephalothecales, Cephalothecaceae. Bases 283 to 1011 code for a protein of 242 amino acids. The transcript has a single exon. The record is from RefSeq and is a predicted model, not a curated record.
GCAGCCAUCUAAUAAAUACUCGCUAAACCCUACCGACCUAGGCGGCGAGGCGGGACCCGGGGGCGGCUUAGGGUUUUUGUAAGGAGGCCUGGGUGCUAGUACGCCUCCAACAACCCAGCCCUACUCCGCUCUUUUACCAACAGACAACGGAACCCAUCCGUCAUGGAAAGAUCAUGGAAAGAGCUAGAAAGAGCUUUGGAUACAAGUGUCUUCCUGGAGAAGUAUCAUCCAGGAGAAAGCCAACGUUUCCACUGGUCAACUAACGCCUGUCUAUAUAUGUAGAUGGACGAGUCGCUCAACUGGGACAAGCUCGUUACCAGAAACCGCACACUCAAAAGAUCUCCUGUUCGGAGGUGUUCGACUGGCGUGAUUGGACACGGCUGUUCAUACUCUCCGCUACCCGCAGAAAAGCCACAUGUGGUAUUCGCUGCCGGAAUGUUCGUCUCUCAGGGGGUUAAGCACUCCAAGUCGAUUCGAGGAGCACAUAUAUAUCAAGUCGGAACUAUGGCUCCCUACCAGAUCCGGAGAGACUAUAAUCUCAGGCCAGAGGCGGACAACUCCAAGGUCAACAAAUAUGUGAUUCCAAUUGCCCUUGGCGGCCAUCCUGCUUUCCGCAAACAUUGCGUCGAGAGAGAGUCGAACAGAACAACUACAAACUGCUAUAUAUAUAUGUGUGCCUGCAUGUAUGGAGAAACCGGGGUAUUGUGUCUAAAGAGGUUUUCAGGGGCACUAGAGAAACAUGAUCCACGGAGACUAGGCUGUGAUUGGUCAACCAGGCGGGCAGCAAUCGCCUCUCGCAGUCCCAAUCGACAUAAGGGGGGUUCAUCGACGCUAUUGCACUCACACCUGAUGACCAACGCAACUCCCAAGGUGUGUCGCACACAACGUGUCUUAGACCCUUCUCGAGCGGCAAUAGCUCAAGAGUUGGGCCAACGAGGACUUCAGCCGCCCACUUUUUGUGAUAUGUUUACAGCACAUUGUUCAGCCCCUGAUUCUACGCGGGCCCAUUAGUGGCGAUCGCCCCCUUAUGACGCGCAUUCGAGUCGGCGGCAUUUCUAAAAUCCCCAUUCAUUUUUGCGGCAAUGCUGAUAUUCUGCUUGCAAGGCGAUAUUUCCGCGCGGCGGCCCUAGUAAUUAGACUUAUCG